This is a messenger RNA of Hippopotamus amphibius kiboko, 3504 nucleotides long. It is a transcript of the gene ITIH6, whose product is annotated as inter-alpha-trypsin inhibitor heavy chain family member 6. Gene Ontology annotation, molecular function: serine-type endopeptidase inhibitor activity. The record is from RefSeq and is a predicted model, not a curated record. Gene Ontology annotation, biological process: hyaluronan metabolic process. Lineage: Eukaryota; Metazoa; Chordata; Mammalia; Artiodactyla; Hippopotamidae.
AUGAGUCAGCAGUCAAUGUGCUCUGGUGAAAGGAAUCCUGACUGGGAGGCAGGGCCACAAUCAGAGAAGUUCCUCAUCUCCACCAGCCUGGCAGCAGCCACAGAGGUGAAUUUCCCCCCGGCCUACGAGGAGCUGCUGCAGUGGCACCAGGGCCAGUACCAGCUGGUGGUGAGGCUGAGGCCUGGCCAGUUGGUGACAAGGCUGAGUGUAGAGGUCACAGUGUCAGAAAAGACAGGCAUUGGCUAUGGUCACGUACCACCUCUGAAGACCAGCUGCCUGCACACCAACUCUCACACAAGUGAGGCUGACUCACCCCCAUCCACCAGGAUUGAGAGCGGAGGGACCUGUGUCCGAAUUACCUUCUGCCCAACACUGCAAGAUCGGCCUGUCUUCUACAGCUCAGACAUCAGGGCCAACUUCGUGGUCCAGUAUGAUGUAGUCAUGGAGGACAUCAUUGGAGACAUCCAGAUUUAUGAUGGCUAUUUUAUUCAUUACUUUGCACCCAGAGGCCUUCUACCUGUUGAGAAAAACAUGGUGUUUGUUAUUGAUAGGAGUGGCUCCACGUUUGGUACCAAGAUGAAGCAGACUGAAAAGGCAUUGCAUGUGAUCCUUAGUAACCUUCGGGCCAGCAACUACCUCAAUAUCAUCUCCUUUUCUGAAGUUAGUGUCUGGAAAGCCGAAGGCUCCAUCCAGGCCACUGUCCAGAAUGUCCACAGUGCCAAGGACUACCUGGACCACAUGGAAGCUGCUGGUUGGACUAACAUCAAUGCAGCUCUGCUGGCAGUUGCUUCAGUGCUGAACCAUAGCAACCAGGAGCGAGAGGGCCCCAGUGUGGGGAGGAUCCCUCUCAUCAUCUUCCUAACAGAUGGGGAGUCCACGGCUGGAGUGACAAGUGUGAUCCUCUCCCGCAUCCGUCAGGAACUGGGCAAUAGAGUGUCCCUUUUCAGUUUGGCCUUUGGGGAUGAUGCUGACUUCCCACUGUUGCAUCGCUUGUCUCUGGAGAACUGAGGAGCAGCCCAGUGCAUAUAUGAGGACACCGAUGCAGCCCUACAGUUGGAGGGCCUCUAUGAAGAGAUCUCCAUGCUUCCGGUAGAUGUGCAUCUGGACUACCUGCGUGGCUUGAUUGGGGUCUCCCCUUGGGCCCUUUUACCCAACUACUUCGGUGGUUCAGAGUUGGUGGUAGCAGGCCAAGUGCGGCCAGGUGAGCAGGAACUGGGCAUCCACCUGGCAGCUCGUGACCCCAAAGGUCAGCUUCUCAGGGCCCACCACAGUGAGGUGGCUACAAACAGCAGCCAGAAGGCCUUUGGUUGCCCAAGGGAACCAGUCCCCAACAUAGCCCACUUCAUACUCUGCCUCUGGGCCUACAUCACCAUUGGAGAGCUGUUGGAGGCAUGCUUCCAAGCUCCUGAUGCCAGCACUUGCCACCUACUGGCUGCCAAAGUCCUCAACCUUUCCCUUGAAUAUACUUUGGUCACACCUCUGACUUCACUGGUCAUGGUGCAGCCCAAAGAAUCCAGUGAGGAAGCCAGGAAACAGAUUUCCACCACAGAUGGACCAGGCACCAUCAUGCCUUCACCUACCAGCAGUCAUGGCCUAGGGGCAGGCACCGCUCAGCCAGCCUUGGUGCCCAAGGUUUCUCCCAAAUCAAGGCUUGUGAAACCUAAGUUCUACUUAUCCUCAACUACUCCUGCCUCUACAAAGAAGAUGCCCAGUUCCAAGCAGAUGGAGCCACUGGGUCAGAGGCCUAGUACCCCAUCCACCCUCGCACACCCAAAGCCCCAAAUUCCAGUACAACAGGAUUCUGGCACCUUGGCUCAGCCAACAUUUACAACGAAAACUAUUGCCCUUAUACCCUCAACUUCUGGUGCCCUAUUGCUUCUGAAGCCCAGCAUGCCAUUACCCAUGAAUUCCAAGACACAAGUCCCACCUCUGAAUCCUAGCACUCCAGCCCAACCCAAAGCUGGCCCUAUGAAACAUGCUACUCUACUGCAUUCCAAACCUGGUUCUCCAUCACAACCUAAACUAGAUGCUCCAUCACACCCCCAAACUGGGGUACUUACAUCACAGUUGCCCAAGCCUGGAGUCUCCACACAUCAGAUCCUCAAAUACCCACCACACACCAGCAAGGUUCCUGCUCCUAAGACCCCAAACAACCUGUCAUACCCUAGACCUGGGAUCCUCUUAACCAAGACCCCUAAAAUCCCAUCACCUCUUAAACCUAGUGCCCCACCUCACCAAAGACCACUAAGCUUUUCACUUUCCAAACCUAAGACAACAAUCCCCAGUAAACCCAAAAUCCCAUUACCCCCCAGGCCUGCCAAACUUAGGCCCUUACCUCCUAAGAGCCUUAGCAUACUCCCAAGCACAAUCUCAAGUCCCACAAGUCCCAGCAGUUCUAUGACCAUUUCUGUCCUUAGAGAACCCCUGUUGCCAGAGCCCCAAAGCACCAGGCAAAUUCUGGGACCAUCUGUGUCAGGAGUCCCAACAAUGGGCCUACCCAACAGCUCCAGGCCUGUGCCAGAAGGCAUCUCCUCAAACCUGCCAGUCUUGCUGCCUUCUAACACCCUCCCUGAGGCAGUCAGCCUGCUCCUUCUCCCUGAGGAGCUAGAGCUCCUGCCUGAGUCAAUGGAGGAGUCCAAAUUUGUGGAGUCCUUGAAUCCACCAGCUUUCUAUACCUUCCUCACUCCUGACAAAGAUGGCACAUUGCCAAGCAUCUUCACCUUCUUAUCCUCAGUGGAUGGGUACCCCCAAUUUGUGAUCCACAUCCUAAUGUCAGAAGAGAGGAUGUGCUUCACACUGGAUAGGCGCCCAUGGGACCUGCUACAGCUCAUAGAUGACCCAAAGGCAGGGGUGCAUGUACAUGGGCAGCUGCUUGGGCCACCAUCAAGGGCAGGGCAUAAGGACCAGAUCCACACCUACUUCCAGACCAUCACAGUUACUACAGACAAAGCCCGGGCCUACACUAUCACCAUCACCUGCAGUUCCAUAUCUGUACAAGGUGAGGGUACCUUGCUUCUGUCCUGGGACCAGUCUGCCCUACUGAAGAGGCCCCAGCUGGAGCUCCAUGUGGCUGUUGCAGCCUGCCUCACCCUCUGCCUUGGGCCCCAUCUUGAGUUCCUAGUCCUCCCGCACCACUACCGGAACCCUAGCAUCCUGUAACUACCCCACCUGGGCUUCUAUGUGGCCAAUGGUUCAGGUCUCAGCCCCUUGGCCCAUGGCCUGCUAGGACAGUUGCGGCAUGCAGACAUCCAGUUGGUGGCAGGGCCUAUGGGACCAAGCCUGAGGAGGCACCAGGGCCCAAAUGUGCCUGUGGUCCUAGGCAAGAGGCUGCUGAAGGACUCACCAAGGCUGCCACCCUGCUGGGCUUCCUGCUAGCUAGUGAAGUGCUCUCAUGUACAGCAGUUGCUGGGCCACCCCUAAAUUGCAUAUGUCCUGUUAUGGCCCCUGAACUCCAGAGCAAAGAGACCUGAGUUUGGGACACCCAGAGCCCAGGGCAUAGGGUGA